Molecule: messenger RNA, 3309 nt
Organism: Neoarius graeffei (lesser salmon catfish)
Lineage: Eukaryota; Metazoa; Chordata; Actinopteri; Siluriformes; Ariidae
Gene: gusb
Product: glucuronidase, beta
Exons: 12
Coding region: 76-1989 (637 amino acids)
Biological process (GO): carbohydrate metabolic process; glucuronoside catabolic process
Molecular function (GO): carbohydrate binding; beta-glucuronidase activity
Source: RefSeq, a predicted model, not a curated record
AGUGAAGAGGAAAGCGCGGACGGAGCGCGGCGCCGCUCGGAGCUUCUGCAGCACUGCAGGCGCGCAGCUGGCGGAAUGGCGCUGGGGAAUAUUGUGAGUCUUGUUGCCUUGUGGAUGUUUUGUGAGUCGGUGGACGGCGGGACGCUUUUCCCUCAGGAGUCUGUGUCCCGGGAGGUGAAGGAGCUGAACGGGCUGUGGACCUUCAGAGCCGAUUUCUCUCCAAACAGGAACCAGGGAUUCGAGCAGUUCUGGUUUAAACGGCCGUUAGCAGAGUCCGGUCCUGUCAUUGACAUGCCCGUACCCUCCAGCUUCAACGAUAUAACUCAGGAGCCUACACUGAGAGAUUUCAUCGGCUGGGUGUGGUACGAGAAGAAGGCGUGGAUCCCUCAGCGCUGGCUUCAGAGCAAGGACACAAGGAUCGUGCUCCGAGUCGGAAGUGCUCACUACUAUGCAGUCGUUUGGGUGAACGGGGUCCAGGUAACGGAACACGAGGGCGGCCAUCUUCCCUUCGAAGCGAAUAUUGGUGACAUGAUCCAGAUGGAUGCAAGUAUGCCAUGUCGUAUCACCAUUGCUGUUAAUAACACCCUGAACCUGCACACGCUUCCGCCAGGAACCAUCCAGUACAUGAACGAUCCUACCAAAUAUCCUGCAGGUUACUUCAUUCAAAACACCAACUUUGAUUUCUUUAACUAUGCGGGAAUCCAUCGCUCUGUGAUAUUGUACACGACUCCGAAGGCGUACAUCGAUGACAUCACUGUGACUACUUCCUUAUCAGACAGGACUGGGUUUGUGAAUUACAAGGUGAUGCCAGAGGGCAGUGCCAAGCCCAUUAUAAAGGUCACUCUUAUGGACAAAGAUAGCCAAUGUGUGGCCACUGCUGUUGGAACCCUUGGUGUUCUCAAAGUGCCUGAAGUCAACCUGUGGUGGCCUUAUCUGAUGCACCAGACCCCAGGAUACCUGUACUCAAUGGAGGUUCAGCUGACAGCAGAGAGUGGUGAUGUUGAUUACUACACGCUGCCAGUGGGUAUUCGCACCGUCACCGUCACCAGUACACAGUUCCUCAUCAACAACAAGCCCUUCUACUUCCACGGAGUCAACAAACACGAGGACGCAGAUAUUCGAGGGAAGGGCUUUGACUGGCCUCUCAUUGUGAAAGAUUUCAACCUGAUGAAGUGGAUGGGCGCAAACUCGUUCCGCACUAGUCACUACCCGUACGCUGAAGAGAUCCUGCAAAUGGCCGACCGCCACGGUAUCGUGGUUAUCGACGAGUGCCCCGGAGUGGGCAUCAAAGACAUACGCAGCUUUGACAAUACUUCACUAGCUCAUCACCUCGUCGUCAUGAAGGAGCUGGUGGGGCGGGAUAAGAAUCACCCCUCUGUGGUCAUGUGGUCUGUAGCCAAUGAGCCGGCCGCUGAGAUGCCUCCAGCAGGCUUCUAUUUCAAACAAUUGAUAACGUACACCAAAUCUUUGGAUCCAACGCGACCGGUGACCUUCAUCACGGACAGUAACUAUGCCAGAGACCAAGGAGCUCCCUACGUAGAUGUCAUUUGUGUGAACAGCUACUUCUCCUGGUACCACGACCCUGGACAUCUGGAGGUCAUCUCCAUCCAGCUGUACACGCAGUUUGAUGACUGGUAUGGAAAAUACAAGAAACCGAUCAUACAGAGCGAAUAUGGGGCAGACGCUGUAGCAGGUCUACACAACGAUCCCCCGUUAAUGUUUACUGAGGAGUACCAGAAAACAGUCCUGCAGAGCUACCACAAAGUGUUUGAUCAGAAGAGGAAGGAGUUUGUUGUGGGAGAGCUCAUCUGGAACUUUGCUGACUUCUUGACAGCUCAGGGCAUCACUCGUGUCGUGGGCAACAAGAAGGGCAUGUUCACUCGACAGCGGCAACCCAAAGCAGGAGCUUUCCUUCUGAAAGAGCGCUACUGGAGGAUCGCCAAUGAGACAGGUGUCCUGGCCAUGUGGGCCAGAUACCCCUGCCUGUGAAACCUCCACCCAGGCUGCCAUGUUACAUCUGUGUGUGUGUGUGUGUGUUAAUGUGAGAGAGAGAAAGACAGACUACAAAUAUGAGCUGUGAAAACGACUCGAAAUAUUUUACGACUGCGAAUGUUUCUCUGGCUGUGUAAUUCAGGGAGGAUUGAAAUUUUUCUUGUCAUUUUUAAGACUUCUAAACAGCAACUUGAUCUUAUUGAGCACAAAUCAGCACGAAUGUCCAAAUGCUGGAGGUGUGUGAGAUUCAGAACACGACUACCACACAAAUAGACUACGUUCAGACUGCACCCUGAAACGACCCAUAUCCGAUUUUUUUGCCCAUAUGCGACCUGUAUCCGAUUUAUUGACAAUCUGAACGACACAGAUCCGAUUUUUUUCACAUGCGACCCAGGCCGCUUGGAUAUGUGGUCCUAAUUCCGAUGCAUAUCCGUUAUUUUCACAUGCGACUGCAGUCUGACCGGACAGGUCGCAUUCAUGCGACCUACACGUCAUCAACAAGAGACAAACAUCACUAUUCUGCAUUGGCUAAUCCCGCCUCUUUGGUGGAAAACAACAACAUUUGUACAGUUUUCAGAAUUUAAAUAGACUUUUAUAGAAUUGAUCAAGCUAAUGGUGGAUUUGGUAGGGACCUGGACGUUAAAUCAUCCUGUAUUACAAGAUUAUAAGAUUGUUCUGGAAAUUUCCAGUAAUUUGACACUUUCGGUCUCAUUAGUCUGCUGCCCACAUUAAUCAGAUUAUUGUGCGAGUUCCUCCGCCGCCGCCACAAAAACCACAUCGCCAGGUCUCGCCUCAUCUCCAUGCUUUACUUGCGAACUUGAAGAGUGCGCUUUUUUUUUGUUUACAUAUUACGUAGAUGUGCUUAUUACGUGUCAGUUUGCGCAUGUGGGACACUUUUGGGUCGUUUUCCGUUCAUAUUGGAGAUCGCAUACAAGUCUCAUAUAAUUGGUAAUGUGAACGGCCUAACAAAAAAAUCGGAUUUCACAACAAAUCGGAUAUGGGUCGUUUCAGGUUGCAGUCUGAACGUAGUGAUAGGUGCACGUUACCCAAGCGGGAUUGUGCAGAAGUACUGUUGAUGCACUCACGGUUUUCUUCCCCCUGCCUCUUCCGGGUCCAAAAUCCAAGUUUAGCUUCCGAAUCAUGCCAUAAACUUGCAUCACCAGAGCGUAAACAAGAGCAUGACGAGUUUUCUCACACUGAUCUGAGACCAGUUUUCAGGAGCACGGUUAUGUCUUUGAUUAUAAUAAGUAGUGCAAGUCUUUUUUUUUUUUUUUUUUCCGUCCUGAGAGCAUCUCCUCGUUCAGCUCUCUAAACACA